Schizosaccharomyces cryophilus OY26 is the source of this 1449-nucleotide messenger RNA. RefSeq names its product Shk1 kinase binding protein 5. Gene Ontology annotation, molecular function: protein binding. The coding region runs from base 425 to 829 and encodes 134 amino acids. The record is from RefSeq and is a predicted model, not a curated record. The transcript has a single exon. NCBI's taxonomy places the organism in Eukaryota, Fungi, Ascomycota, Schizosaccharomycetes, Schizosaccharomycetales, Schizosaccharomycetaceae.
CUCUACCAAACACUCGUUUAUGUUUUCAAAAUCUUAGUUUAGUGGGAUUUCGGCUCAUUUUUACAUUUAUUUUUGAUUGUUAUUUCUCCAUGAAAUAUCAAAGUGGUUGGCUGUGAUCCUUUACUCUUUGAUAGUAAAAAUCUGCUUUGUUAUUGAGUGAUUAGUCGCGCGUAUGCUGAACCUCAUAGAGACUUGAGAGGUUAAAGCAUCGUCAAUAUUUUUCGCCUGUUUUAAUCGCUUGCAAAAGGUUGAAUUUUAUUGAAAUUGCGUCGCAGUGCGCAUCACCGUGUAGGUGAAGUGCAGAAAAAAAUAUAGCAUAGUAACUUUGCUAUACCUCAUACGCUCUCUUUUCACUCGUUUUGUUCGUUUGUCAAAUAUUUGAAAGUCAUUUAUUAUAUGUGAGAAUCGUUUGCUAUUCUAGUCAAUGACUGAAAGCGAAAAGAAAGAUCCUUACUCGGUUAUCGGGCGAGAUUACCUCUAUCCAGUGGGUCAUGAACUGUUUCUCGGAUUCCAUGCGCGAGUAAUUGAGAAAGCUGAAGAACAAUAUGAGGACAAUGAACAUGUAGAUGAUUCAGAAAUUAUAAACGGAGAUGCUGAUUCUAUUAAAUCUGAAGUUGAGGAUCCGGAUGAUUCAAACACAAUACAAGCUGUUUGUGAUGCUAUCGCUCUUUAUGAUUUUGAACCUUUGCAUGAAAAUGAGCUUGGUGUCUUCGAGGGUCAAACGUUAUGGAUUCUUUCGGAAGCUAGUCAUGGCUGGCUAGUCGCUUAUGAUGAGCUUUCUGGAAAAAGCGGCCUAGUUCCUGAGUCUUACGUUACUUUGAUCCAAUAAUUUGUCUACUUUUUUUUUGUUGUUGUUCACUUAUGGAUGUCUAUGUAUAUUAGUUACUUAAUGCACUAAUCUGGAAAAUAUAUGUUUGUGCUAUCCCGUUCGUCUUUUUCCUCUAAAGCAAGUCACUCUUUUUCGGCCGUUUUAACGAUUCGUAUUUGUCGCUCUUUUUUGGUUUAUCCGCGGCAUCUUGUCAUUUCUGUUGUUAUCAAUAAUAUUAAUAGAUUGUUUGGAAAAAUGAUGGAUAUUUGCAUCAGUCAAUCAAACACGAGAAAAAGCAAGUUUAUGUUUUGUUGCUUGUUUUGUUGCAACCUUCUAAUAGCUUUACAUCUCCUAAUCUCAAGGAGAAGGGUUAGAAUGUACCGUGUUUUACGGGAGUUCUUUUCCUGUAGAGUUACAAUGGUUGCUAGAAUAACCGUAAGUCAUAGUACAUAUCAAGGCUGAAUUACCCUUGGUGUGUCUCCAUUUGAGAACGGACAUAAAAAAUUCUGAAAGUGUUUUGAAACCGUAGAUGGUUGGAUUGUAUUUUGGGUCCCGCCAUAAGAGUAGUAAAACUAUAAUUGAUACAUGUGAAUCAUACAGUAAUAAAGUGGGAAAUUAGCCUUAUGGCUAUGAGCGUUAAC